Messenger RNA from Apus apus (common swift), 7589 nucleotides. It is a transcript of the gene MED12L, whose product is annotated as mediator complex subunit 12L. The transcript is spliced from 44 exons. Bases 1 to 6351 code for a protein of 2116 amino acids. Gene Ontology annotation, cellular component: mediator complex. Gene Ontology annotation, molecular function: beta-catenin binding; transcription coactivator activity. Lineage: Eukaryota; Metazoa; Chordata; Aves; Apodiformes; Apodidae. Gene Ontology annotation, biological process: regulation of transcription by RNA polymerase II. The record is from RefSeq and is a predicted model, not a curated record.
AUGGCCGCCUUCGGGCUCCUCAGCUAUGAGCACAGACCGCUCAAGCGGCCGCGCCUGGGGCCGCCCGACGUCUACCCGCAGGACCCGCGCCAGAAGGAGGAUGAGCUUACUGCAGUGAACGUAAAGCAGGGCUUCAGCAACCAGCCUGCCUUCUCUGGAGACGAGCACGGAUCUGCUAGGAACGUCAUCAUUAAUGCCUCCAAGAUUGGCGCUUAUUUCAGCAGCAUAUUAGCGGAAAAGCUAAAACUUAACACUUUCCAGGACACAGGAAAGAAGAAACCACAAGUAAAUGCCAAAGACAACUACUGGCUGGUGACUGCUCGGUCUCAGAGUGCCAUUCACAACUGGUUCACAGAUUUGGCAGGAAGUAAACCACUGACCCUUUUAGCAAAAAAGGUUCCCAUUCUCAGUAAAAAAGAAGAUAUUUUUGCUUACUUAGCAAAAUAUUCUGUGCCACUGCUGCGAGCAGCAUGGCUGGUGAAAAUGACAUGUGCCUACUAUGCUGCUAUUUCUGAAGCUAAAAUCAAGAAACGCCAAGCCACUGACCCAAAUAUUGAAUGGACUCAGAUCAUAACCAGGUACCUGCGAGAGCAGCUGGCAAAGGUGGCAGAGUUUUAUCAUGCGAGUUCCAGCUCAGGCAGCAGCUCCGUGGUGAUGCCUCAGGAGAUGGAGCAAGCCCUGAAGCAGUGGGAAUAUAAUGAAAAAUUGUCUUUUUAUAUGUUUCAGGAAGGAAUGCUCGAGAGACAUGAGUAUUUGACAUGGAUACUGGAUGUUCUGGAAAAAAUCAGACCCACUGAUGAUGAGCUUCUUAAGCUGUUGUUGCCACUAAUGUUGCAGUACUCGGAGGAGUUCGUUCAGUCCGCCUACCUGUCCCGCCGCCUGGCCUAUUUCUGCGCCCGGCGCCUCUCGUCCCUGCUGGGGGACCCCCCCGGCCCCGCGGCCGCUGCGCCCCCUCCCCAGCUGCUCCUGGGGGCCGGGCAGGCUGCCCUGGCCGCCCCCAGCCCCGCGGGGGGCUGCUCGGAUCGCCUCUGCUGCCCCCAGCACCGCCCGCUGCUGCACGGGCUGAGCUGCCUGCUGCAGACUGUAACUCUUUGUUGCCCAAGUGCCUUGGUGUGGAAUUAUUCCACAAAUGAAAAUAAGAACAUUCAUCCAGGCUCACCUCUGGAUUUACUUCAAGUUGCUCCAUCUAGUUUACCUAUGCCAGGUGGAAAUUCAGCAUUUAAUCAGCAGGUUCGGGCAAAGAUUCAGGAGGUAGAGCAGCAGAUAAAGCAACGAGGCCGUGCCGUGGAGGUGCGAUGGUCUUUUGACAAGUGCCAGGAGUCAGCUGCAGGGGUGACCAUCAGUCGGGUUCUGCACACCUUGGAAGUGUUGGAUCGGCAUUGCUUUGACAGAUCAGAUUCCACCAAUUCCAUGGACACACUUUAUCAUAAGAUUUUCUGGGCAAAUCAGAGUAAAGAUAACCAAGAGGUGGCCCCGAGCGACGAGGCGGUGGUGACGCUGCUGUGCGAGUGGGCGGUGAGCGGCAGCAGGGCCGGGACGCACCGCGCCGGGGCCGUGGCCAGGCUGCUGGAGAGGAGGCAGGCAGAAAUGGAAGCAGAAAGAUGUGGUGAAUCUGAAGUCCUAGAUGAAAAGGAAUCUCUGUCUUCAGCCUCCUUGACAGGUUCCAGUCUUCCCGUUUUUCAGAACGUCCUGCUAAGGUUUUUAGAUACACAAGCUCCCUCAUUGUCUGACCCAAAUAGUGACCGUGAGAAGACAGAGUUUGUGAAUUUGGUGCUGCUCUUUUCUGAAUUCACUCGGCACGACGUCUUCUCCCACGAUGCCUACAUGUGCACUUUGAUAUCCCGUGGGGACUUGUCAGUCACUGCCACCCCCAGACCACGCUCACCCAGUGGGGAGACUGUGGAGGAACACUAUUCCAAGGAUCGUGAUGGGAAACUGGAGGACCAGAGUGUAAUGGAACACAUGGGCAUUGACUCAGGAACCACUAGUAUUUUUGACGAGAUAGACAAGAGUGAUUUUAAGGCAGAUUUUGGUUCGGAAUUUCCAAUGUUUUCUCCGAUGCCUGGGGAGUCUUGUGAGAAUGUGAACUCUUCUUUAGACAGAAGAACCUCAGUUGCCAGUGAGAAGUCAGCCAAGAGGGAAAGGCUGAGAGAAGUGAUUUUUCCAUCCAACUACAACCUCCUUCGCCACUUGCAGUACGCGACACACUUCCCCAUCCCCCUGGAUGAAUCUUCAAGUCAUGAGUGCAAUCAGCGCAUGAUUCUCCUAUAUGGCGUUGGGAAGGAGCGUGAUGAAGCAAGGCACCAACUGAAGAAGAUCACCAAAGACAUCCUCAAAAUCCUGAAUAAGAAGAGCACGACCGAGAUGGGUGUUGGAGAUGAAGGGCAAAAAGGUAGGAAGACCAAACAAGAAGCAUUUCCAACCCUAGAGACCGUGUUCACAAAACUGCAGCAGCUGUCCUAUUUUGAUCAACACCAGGUGACAUCUCAGAUCUCCAGUAAUGUUCUGGAACAGAUAACUAGUUUUGCCUCAGGAACAUCCUAUCAUCUUCCCUUGGCUCACCACAUACAGCUCAUCUUUGAUCUCAUGGAGCCAGCACUGAACAUCAACGGACUUAUAGACUUUGCAAUACAGCUGCUGAACGAGCUGAGCGUGGUGGAGGCCGAGCUGCUGCUGAAGUCCUCCAGCCUGGCGGGCAGCUACACCCCGGGGCUGUGUGUCCGCAUCGUGGCCGUGCUGCGGCGGCACCACGCACGCCUGCUGCUCAGCGCCGAGCAGACCGCGCAAGUCUUCGAGGGGCUGUGCGGGGUGGUAAAGCACGUCGUUAACCCCUCGGAGUGUUCCUCCUCAGAAAGGUGUAUUUUGGCUUACCUCUACGAUCUCUACGUGUCCUGUAGUCACCUGAGAAGCAAGUUUGGAGACCUCUUCAGUAGUGCCUGUUCUAAGGUGAAGCAAACCAUAUACAGCAAUGUUCAGCCUUCAAAUUCCAACCUGCUGUGGGACCCGGAGUUCAUGCUAGAUUUUAUUGAGAAUCCUUCAGCUCACAGCAUCAACUACUCGAUGCUGGGCAAGGUCCUGAGCGACAGCGCAGCCAACCGCUACAGCUUCGUGUGCAACGCGCUGAUGAACGUCUGCAUGGGCCACCAGGAUGCAGGCAGGAUUAACGACCUGGCGGCCCUGUGUGCGGAGCUGACGGCGUGCUGCACCCCGCUCAGCUCCGAGUGGCUGGGGGUUGUAAAGGCUCUUUGCUGCUCUUCAAACCAUGUCUGGGGUUUCAAUGAUCUGCUCUGCAGUGUGGAUGUGAGCGACCUGUCGUUCCACGAUUCCCUGGCCACUUUCAUUGCUAUCCUGAUUGCCCGGCAGUGCUUUUCCCUGGAAGAUGUAGUUCAGCAUGUUGCUCUGCCUUCCCUUCUUGCAGCUGCCUGUGGAGAUCCGGAUGCUGAGCCUGGGGCCAGGAUGACCUGUCGGCUACUCCUGCACCUCUUCAGGACACCCCAGGUCUACCUCUUUCCCCAGGGAACAGGGAAAUUAUUUCCUGGAAUUCGUUCUUCCUGCGACCGUCACCUCUUGGCUGCUGCUCACAACAGUAUAGAAGUGGGAGCUGUAUUUGCAGUCUUAAAAGCAAUUUUGAUGCUUGGCGACGCCGAGAUUGGCAGCAGCUCCUUGAAGAGUGAAGAGUUCCAGAGGAGAGGCUUGUUAGAUGGGCGCAGUGAGGAUGAAAUCUGGGGUUCCUCUCACACUUGGAAGUCCUGUGGAAGAGCUGUUUCCAUGGAAACUGCUAGUUUAAGCGAGUAUGCGAGAUACGUGCUCAGAACAAUUUGCCAGCAGGAGUGGGUUGGAGAGCACUGUUUAAAAGAACCCGAGAGGCUGUGCACAGACAAAGAUCUUAUUUUGGAUCCCGUUCUUUCAAACAAGCAAGCACAGAAGCUCCUUCACCUGAUCUGUUACCCCCACGGUGUUAAGGAGUGCAGCGAGGGUGACAGCCCUCAGAGGCAGCACGUCAGGCGCAUCCUGCAGAACUUGGAUCAGUGGACUCUCCGUCAGUCUUGGUUGGAGCUGCAGCUGAUGAUCAAACAGUGCACGAGGGAGCCUGGUUCUGGGUCUGUGGCUGAAAUGAACAGCUUGUUGGAUAAUAUUGCAAAGGCGACAAUAGAGGUGUUUCAGCAAUCCGCUGAGCUAAACAAUAACUCUUCUAACUCUGGUAUAGGCCUCUUCAGUCCAAACUCUGUUGGAAAUGCUGACACAAGUAAUACAAGACAGAAUGGUAAAAAGACAUUCCUAAGCUCCUCUGAGCGGCGAGGAGUGUGGCUGGUGGCUCCCCUGAUUGCAAAACUGCCCACCUCUGUCCAAGGUAGGGUCUUGAAAGCUGCGGGAGAGGAGCUGGAGAAAGGGCAGCAUUUGGGGUCAUCUUCUAAGAAGGAAAGAGAUAGACAGAAACAAAAAAGCAUGUCUCUCUUGAGUCAGCAGCCUUUCCUCUCAUUGGUGCUUACUUGCCUUAAGGGACAGGAUGAGCAACGGGAAGGGCUUCUAGCAUCACUGCAGAAUCAGGUUAAUCAGAUCCUUAGCAACUGGAGGGAAGAACGGUACCAGGACGAUGUCAAAGCUCGGCAAAUGAUGCACGAAGCCCUACAACUUCGUCUUAACUUGGUGGGUGGCAUGUUUGACACCGUGCAGAGGAGCACCCAGGGGACCACGGACUGGGCACUGCUGCUCCUCCAGAUCAUCACUUCAGGAACAGUUGAUACGCAGACCAACAGCGAGUUGUUCACAACCGUGCUGGAUAUGCUGGGUGUCCUCAUCAACGGGACACUGGCCUCCGACCUGUCCAACGCUUCCCAAGGAGGGCCUGAGGAGAACAAAAGGGCUUACAUGAACUUAGUGAAAAAGCUGAAAAAGGAGCUGGGGGACAAGCGCUCCGAAAGCAUCGACAGGGUUCGCCAGCUGCUGCCCUUGCCCAAGCAGACAUGUGAGAUCAUCACCUGUGAGCCCAUGGGAUCCCUGAUUGACACCAAGGGCAACAAAAUUGCAGGAUUUGACUCCAUUGAUAAGAAACAGGGUCUUCAGGUUUCAUCAAAACAAAAGGUGUCCCCUUGGGAUUUAUUUGAAGGUCACAAAAAUCCUGCUCCUCUCUCCUGGGCAUGGUUUGGUACCAUUCGUGUCGACAGGAAAGUGAUCAAAUAUGAGGAGCAGCAGCAUCUCCUCCUGCACCACACACACACCAAACCCAAGCCCCGGAGUUACUACCUCGAGCCCUUGCCCCUUCCUCCAGAGGAGGAGGAGGAAGAGCCCACCACCCCUGUCUCUCAGGAACCAGAAAGAAAGCCAGGAGAGCUCUCAGAUCAGGGAAAACUUGCCACGGAUGAUGAGAAGAAGACAAAGAGCAGGAAGCGAAAGUCAAAAUCAAGCUCAAGGGCUGAUGAAUACCCACAGAACACCCUGUACAGAGUGCCUCCCACCUGCUCCCCGCUCCCCUCUCCGCUGAUGCACCCCCCCCCGCCUGCCCUGUGGGGCUACAACGUCCUGGGGCAGCCGCAGCCCCCCGGCUUCCUCCUGCAGAGCCAGCCCCAGCCCGCAGGUGGCUCCAGGCUGGAUCCGACAGGCCCCUUUGUGCCGGCGACCACCAAGCAGGCGCUGUCCCACCUGCUGCAGCGCCGCUCCGGCUCCGCGCUGCCGCCCCCGGCCCUGGCACCGCAGCACCCGCUGCUCCAGAUGAAACUCCUGCAACAAGAGCAGCAGCAGCAGCGGCUCCUCAGGCACCAAGCACAGACACGGGCUCUCCAACAGGGUCAGCCGAUGGACCAAGCUGCUAUUUUUGCUCCUCAAGUUCACCCGGUGUCUCAGCUCCUGCAGUACCCAGGGUUACAGCAAGCACAGGGCGAGCCCCACGGAUACACCAUGUACGGCGGCCCCCCCCGGGGGUACCCCAGCCCCUCGCUGAUGGAGCGGCUGCGGCAGCUGCCCCCCCAGCCCGGCGGAGCCCUCCCCUGCCUGCAGCCCCCCCCGGGCCCUGCGCGACUGAGCCAUCAGGCUCUGCAGCCCAGUCCACUGCUCGGGGGGGCACUGGACGGUGCCUCGGCCGCUCCUGCCCCGGUGCCGCUGCCCCCGGAGCCGCUGAGGCAGCAGGUGCAGCAGCAGAGGCUCUUCCAGUUGCAGCAGCAGCAGGCGGGGCAGCAGCAGACGCUUGGUCUCCAGCCCGUGCAACAGCAGCAGCCUUUGUUUCCCAGGCCAGGCCUGCAGCAGACGCAGCAGCAGCAGCAGACGGCCGCGCUGGUCAGGCAGCUCCAGAAGCAGCUCUCCAGCAACCAGCCCCAGCAGGGAGGGAACCAGCAUGGGCAUCCUCCCCACUGCUGAGCCCGGACGCAGGGAGACGGCGCGAUCCCUUUGCACUGAGGAGCAGAACGUUCACGACCCAAUGCACUAGUUACUGCUAGAAAGCAGACCUGAGUUUUCUUCUCUUAUUAUUUCAGUAAUUUAUUUAUUUAUUUAUUUAUUGUGCUGCAGUUGGUGUGAAUAUGUAACAAGGUGGAUUUUUUUUGGGGGGUUGGGAUUUUUUUUGUGCUUAACUGGAUUUAAAUGUGUGGAUUUCUGGGCGUUUGAAGAAUGUUAUUGCAGACUUCAUGCUUUUGGUGCUUUUUAGGUCCUGUUACUUUUAAAGAGGACAAAGAAUGCUGGAUUUAUUUAUCUGUGGGAAACACUCUUGUUUUUUGGUUCUUCUUGUUGAUUUUGUUUUUUUUUUUUUUUAAAUGAACUGCACUGGACCAAACUACUGAACUGAAAGGCACUUCCAGUUUUGGCAUAGAAGUUAAUUUGUUCAUUGAAACAUUCACCUCUUUCUUUGUUGGCAGAACAAGCAUCAAUUUAAAUUGUGUUUAUUUGACUGUAACUUUCAUAUGCACUUUAUGAAGUUCCUUGUUUAGAGUACCAAUUUUUUCUUGCUCUCAUUGUGGUAAGAAGGUGCUGAAGUGGGUUUAUUGCUUGUAUUAGAACUUCUUAAAGUUUAUAUUCAAAGCCACAGUGUAACUUAAAUAAACCUACUAGAAGUAGCAUUGCUUUGUAUUUGGUCUUUUUAAUACAGAGCACACCAGGGAUCAGUUCUAAAGGAGUGCAGGAUGUAGUCACAAGGAUUGAACAGUCAGACAGGUUUUGCUCCACUCUUGUAGGGAAAUCUCUGAAUAUUCCACAUUCCAGGGCUGAGUCUGGAUUGUCGGGAUAGCUUCAGUGGAGGGAGCCAUGUGGAUUAUCAGCUGAGUGCAAAACCACAGGUAAAUCCUACAUCAGAAUUACUAUAAACAAAUCUUUAUUAUUCAAACCUGUUCAAAUAUGUCCAAAUUUUGCUCGUAUCAGAGUUGAAAAAACAGAAUAAUUUUAUUACUAUUUGAUGUAGGAGUUAGUUUAGGUGUUUGGGCUUUUUUAAUGCAUUCAUUUUGAAAGAGGAACAUGCAGAGUACUUGAAAUAGACUUAGGAAUUGUUUUUCCCAGUUUUGUAUUAACUCAGUUUGUUUAACAUACCUUACAGAGAAUUUAGAGCUGGUGUCACUGCCAGGUAUCCUGUGGGGAGGGCAAGGCUGCCCUGCCCAAGCUGCAGGGGA